AUGGCUCAACUCCAGGUUCCCCAGAUCCCAUCCAGGAUCCGCUGCAGAACCCACCACCGCACUCCAUUGGACGGCCCGUUCAUGGGUUCAUCGCUUCGCUCGCAUGAUGCGGGUGGGAUCGUCGGCUUUCCCCCGGAUUAUAGUCACCACAACCUCUACCAUCAUACGUUCUUGUUCAACUACCCCAAUGAUUCGGAAGAGGGUAUCAUUGUCAGUUGCUAUAAUUUGGGCUGUCUCCUGGGAUGUUUGGUGAACUUCUUCAUCGGCGAGAAGCUUGGUCGUCGUAGGACUAUCUGGUUCGCCAUGGGCGUUGUCAUCGUCGGUGCAGUCCUGCAAACCACGGCUUCCACGGUGUCACAUUUGAUUAUUGGACAAUUGGUGACUGGUGCGGGCACCGAUUUGAAAACGAGUACUGUUCCAAUGUACCAGGCUGAGAUGUGUGAGGGCAAGACCCGAGGUCGCCUAAUUUCCUCUGAAGUCCUCUUCACGGCCGUAGGAAUCGUCGUUGCAUACUGGUUAGACUUCGGCAUAUCAUUCGUUGGCGGUCCCAUCGCCUGGCGUCUCCCGAUUGCGAUGCGAAUUCUCUUUGCGAUCUUUGUCAUUGUAUUGGUAUUUGGCUUGCCAGAGCCCCCUCACUGGCUCAUGAAUCAUGACCAGGAGCAAGAAGUGAUGGAGGUCCUCUGUGCUAUUUAUGACCGAGAGCCAGACGAUGAGUUUGUCGUCAAUGAGCGCAGGGGAAUCCUGUCCGCCAUCGAACUUGAGGAUUCAGUUCACAAGCAGUUGAGCUGGAAGAUCUUCCGGAACGACGAACUCAUGAAUCAAGUUGGAGGAAUCAACCUUGUUGUGUAUUUCGUGCCGACCGUUCUUGACAAAAAAGUCGGCCUCUCCAGUCAACUCUCUCAGAUCCUCGGUGGCUGCAUCCAAAUCAUGUUCAUGCUCGGCUCCCUCCUUCCAGCCUUCAAACUCGACAGCAUGGGCCGCCGCAAAACAAUGAUGCUUGGCUCUUUCGGUCUAGGAGUCUGCAUGAUGAUGGUAGCAGCCCUCCUAUCUCAAGUCCACCAACCAAAUGGCACAAACUAUGCCUCCGCCUCUGUCGCUUUCUUCUUCCUCUACAUGUUAAUUCACGGCAUGUCUAUCAACUCCGUGCCGUGGGUAUACGUACCCGAGAUUCUUCCCCUGGAGGCGCGAACAAAGGGUACAGCUAUUGGUGUCAGUUCCAACUGGCUAUGGAGCUUUACGGUUGUUAUGAUCACGCCAGUUAUCAUCAACCGUAUCCAGUCGAAGGCAUACCUGAUUUUCAUGGUUACGAACUUCCUAUUCAUCCCUAUCAUCUACUUCUUCUAUUCCGAGACUAGCAACCUGCGUCUUGAGGAUAUUGACUGGAUCUUCUCUCGGGGCGGGAACCCUGUUUCACAGGCCAGGAAGAUGGCUCAUGAGAUUAAGCUUUAUGGUGAUAUCCAGACUGAGCAAGAUGAGAAGGUUGCCAGUAGUGUUGGUGUUGAGCGUGUUUGA
Molecule: messenger RNA, 1512 nt
Organism: Penicillium antarcticum
Lineage: Eukaryota; Fungi; Ascomycota; Eurotiomycetes; Eurotiales; Aspergillaceae
Product: Major facilitator superfamily domain general substrate transporter
Exons: 7
Coding region: 1-1512 (503 amino acids)
Biological process (GO): transmembrane transport; carbohydrate transport
Cellular component (GO): membrane
Molecular function (GO): carbohydrate:proton symporter activity
Source: RefSeq, a predicted model, not a curated record